AUUUUGAAAUACAAAUACAGGUCUUCUGAGAAGAUAUGGUUGAAAGAAGGACGAAAUUAUCCCGACCCACAGAGUAUACAAGGCCUUAUGGAAUUAGCGCUGCUGAAACUCAAGUCCUUGAACUAUCCUAAUUUCACUUUGUCUAGUCGCACAGAUGGAGGAGUCCAUGCACUAAACUGUAGUGCUCACUUUGAUCUAGAGAGAUAUGGUGCAAAUAUAUAUGAACCUAAUAAUAUUACAUACCAACUGAAUAAGUUUUUCUAUAAGAAUAACUUCGCCAUUUAUGUCAAGAAUUGUUUGAGAGUAUCGGAUGACUUCAAUUCUCGACGAAAAGCAACAUCUAGGACAUAUUUGUAUAGGUUGGCAGUUCUAAAAAAGGACAUUACUUUACCUGAAAAUGUUAGCAUUGCCUCAUAUAUACCAGUCGAAGAAUGGAGAAGAUGUUACUUCUUGAGGAUACCAGAAUUCGAUAUAGAAAAAUUUAAAGAGGGUGCCAAAUAUUUCCCUGGUUACCAUGACUUCACAACUUUCAAGAGGUUUAACAAAAUGGAACAGCACAAGCAGAACCGUCGCACACUGUACUCAGUGGAUGUGAAACCCGGUCGACCAACAGUCACAAAUUACACACACUCCCAAGAGAGUGUAUUUGAUUAUUGGGAUAUUGAAAUAAAGGGCAGAUCGUUUGUUCAUAAUCAGAUAAGGCGAAUGAUAGGCACACUCAUCAGCGUCGCCAUAGGAAAGUUACCAGUUGAAGAGAUAAAAAUUAUGCUGCAAAUACCAUCGAAACAUUCAUGGUACCCAUUCAUACAAAACUGUCCACCCGACGGCCUCUACUUAUGCAAUGUAGAAUAUAACCCUGAUGAUUUGAUAUACAGAUCCACAGAGACAUCAAAACAUUUAGAAGAAACUGAAGAUAGUGACAGUGAGUGA
Achroia grisella is the source of this 930-nucleotide messenger RNA. Its product is annotated as tRNA pseudouridine synthase-like 1. The record is from RefSeq and is a predicted model, not a curated record. Gene Ontology annotation, molecular function: pseudouridine synthase activity; RNA binding. NCBI's taxonomy places the organism in Eukaryota, Metazoa, Arthropoda, Insecta, Lepidoptera, Pyralidae. The annotation marks the transcript as partial. Gene Ontology annotation, biological process: tRNA pseudouridine synthesis. The transcript is spliced from 5 exons.